ACACCUGUGGCCCCCAAUCAGCUGGUUCAAGCACAGCCUCUCGAAAAGUUUGCGUGUUGUGGCUUCACGAAUAUUGGAAAAAGAAAGGAAAUCCUGGCGAGGAGUGGACCGCAGGCAGCAGCACCAUGCUCAAGUCCCUCAAGCCGGACACGUACGCCGGAAUGGCGAACGCCAAGUGCGGAGAGAUCUACUUUCAGAGCCUGAACAGCUUUCGCAUUGACUGCACCUUCUGCGAGAUGAAGAGCUUCGUGUUUGGUGACUUCCUGCUUCACGUCCAGAACGUUCACUUUGAGAACGGCCUGCUCAAAACGGAAACGACAGAGACGGAGCUGAAGCAGGAGCAGCGAGAUAGCCUGGCGGAUAGUCAAGCAUCUCCCGUGCCGAUUGUAGCGCAGGUGAAUCCUUUUGCUUGGUACGAAAUCGGUGGUGUCGAGCAGGAUGAGAGCGACGAUGAAACGGGAGCGGCAGCAGCAGCAGACGCAGAGGAGCUGCCUGGAAAAGCUAUCAUGAAGUGGGAUAACUCCAAUUACGAUUGCUUGCGCCAGGUUAGAGCUUUAAAAGUCGACUACAAAGAGGACUCUGACCAGGAGUGCGACGACCUUUCAUUUCUGCAUCUGGAAGUAGAGAGCCAACAAUCUGCAUCUCUCAAAUCGCCCAAUCCUUGUCCAUAUUGCUCGAAGACAUACCAGAGCCGCAAGACUUUAGAACGGCAUAUCAUGCGGCAGCACAAGAAUGUGGCUUCGUUAGAAGCGGACAGCGAUGAUGCUGACUAUGAGCCACCCAAGGAGACCAGCACGAAACCAGUCCAGGAGCAUAAGUGCAAGCACUGUGGGAAGAUCUACCAUGGGAAGUACAGCCUGCGACAGCAUUUAAAAAGGGAUCACGAUGUCCCGGGUGACGAGGGAACCACGAGCUUCACAUGCCUGGAGUGUGAUACCCAACUGCCCCGCCUACGAUUACUGGACGAGCACAUGGUCGAGGCACAUGGUGGGGUCGCGUGCGUCGUCUGCGGCAGGCGGUAUAAGACACGACACGAGCUGAAGCGACACCAGACGAAGCAUGCCACGGAAAGAAACGUGCCUUGUCCGCACGCAGGCUGCGGGAAGCGAUUCUUCACUGUCCGCCACAUGCGAAAUCACUGCAAGGUGCACACGGAGCAAAAGAACUUUGUGUGCGAAAGUUGCGGCUACAGCUGCCGAAAUAAGGAGACGCUGCGCGUCCACAUCCGCAGCCACACGGGUGAGAGGCCGUUCGGCUGUCAAGUGUGCAACAAGCGUUUUCCGUCACAUUCCGGCCUCCGGGAGCACAUGGCCAUGCACUCGACGGAGCGACCUCAUGUGUGCGGUGUUUGCGGGGCCACCUUCUCACGCCAAAAGGGCCUGUACCAUCACAAGUUUCUACAUGCGGACACCAAGCAAUUUGUUUGCAAGCUUUGUGGCAACGCCUAUGCCCAGGCAGCAGGACUGGCGGGACACAUGCGGAAGCACCGGAACGACGAGCUCAACGGCUAGGUGAUGGAUGUAUGAUAGAGAAAAAUCGUUUAAAUCUUCCAAUUUCGAAUAAUUUUAAGAACUCAGGCAUAGACUAUAGGACAAACCGAUCACCUCUCCUCUGGAUGGGGUAUAAAUAGGGGUUUGUUAUUGUUUCCUAUUGUUUUUUUUUUUGUAUUAUGAUUAACACGUCCGUUCCACUUUCACCCAAUCUUAAAAACUGUUGAUGAAAUACGGUGAUUUGAAAGUAUCUUUUUUUAAACUCUAUCUUAACCCUUUAGUUGUAAGGACACCUUUGUUAGACAGUAUAAUCAUAUAAAAUACGGAUAGUAUUUAUUGAAUUUAGGUAUUCAUCUAAUUCAAUGACUUUUUUGUACAGACAUAUAUUAUUUUGAACAACUUUGUGACAGGGAACACCGCGAUAUUGAUAAUCGAAUCGGAAAUCCUCGCCAGACGGAUUUCAACAGUUAACAUCUUUUUGUAUUGAUAAAUAUAACUGAAUCUGAAUUAGCGGCGCUCUCUCGGGAGGGUCGUGUUUAAAAUUAAAUUUA
This is a messenger RNA of Drosophila bipectinata, 2041 nucleotides long. RefSeq names its product zinc finger protein 260. The record is from RefSeq and is a predicted model, not a curated record. Lineage: Eukaryota; Metazoa; Arthropoda; Insecta; Diptera; Drosophilidae. Gene Ontology annotation, biological process: regulation of DNA-templated transcription. Gene Ontology annotation, molecular function: DNA-binding transcription factor activity, RNA polymerase II-specific; RNA polymerase II cis-regulatory region sequence-specific DNA binding.